Pseudogymnoascus verrucosus is the source of this 1581-nucleotide messenger RNA. RefSeq lists its product as uncharacterized. The transcript has a single exon. Bases 880 to 1581 code for a protein of 233 amino acids. The record is from RefSeq and is a predicted model, not a curated record. Lineage: Eukaryota; Fungi; Ascomycota; Leotiomycetes; Thelebolales; Thelebolaceae.
CAGGUAGGCAAAUACUAAGUACACUCACUGUAUCAUUUACUUGGUGACAUCAUGUCAAAGCUUGGAGAUGCGGAAGGGUGCAGUGGUCUCUACCUUAUGCUUCUUCAGAGGGGCCAGGUGCAAAAUAUCAGAAUGGGGCCCUCGUGCAUUAAAGUGGAGUAUAUAUACUCACCAGCAUACCCUUCAUUUCUCACUUACAUCUCGACAUGCCAUAAGCUAAUCAUCAAGAAGUCAAUGAUUGCAAAUAUCCACCCAUCGGGAAUGAAAACGGCAAGACGACUCGACGCAUAAUAACAUGCAUUCUAUGGGUUGGGAUUAUGGCUUUAGCUUCUUUGAUUGGAAUCACAGUUGCUAUUAUAGUCAUGUUCGCCGUUACAACAGACAACAGCGGCUUCCACCAAGACAGCCCCGAAUACGCGCUGUACAAGAACUCUAGGUUCAAAGACUGUUAGGACAAUCAUCCACCUGUCGCCAACAACUGCACUGCCAUUAAGUCUAUGAUGAGAUAUCCUUUGGAUGAUUACUAUCACGCGCAAAAUAUUACCUACUUGACGUCUACCGAAAUACUUAGCAGCAGCUUGCCAGAAAAUCGUUACAAUUGGUGCGAUGUAGUGAGUUGUUUCAACGAAUUCAAGGUCGUCCCAUCGUCACUACGUCCCACGGCGUUUUUUAUGAGAGGCAUUACAACAUCUACUGGGUGUGCGAUGAUCUUCCUUAUGGCAAUGUGGGCAAUUCAAGAAACUGCAGAAUCGUGACAGAAGAGAACGGUGCAGGAAAAUCGAAUGGGAUCUUUGGAUUAUUCUGGCCUGGGAUCUGGCCGCGAUUAUAUGGUGGUGGAUCAAUUUUGUGCGAUACCUCCAUGAGCCGACACAAUUUCGCAUGCCUGGGAUUUUCAUAUGGGUAUCUCUUUGGAAGUAUGGUUACUUAAUCGACUUUCAACCUUACAGUUGCGUCCUCCACAACAUUCCGACAGUAGCGCAGGUUAUUAAAUGGGCAUUAAACACGUUUUCGUUCGUUCAGUGGGUGGUAUCAGCAUACGUAUUGCAAAGGACCCAGUAUGCAACCUCCGACUAUCCCACGUACGAUUGCCUCGCAUCUCAGAUUCCGACUGCGCCUGGGACCUCGACAUGCUCAGCAAGCCAGAUUUGUUCCCGGGACUUGCUCUUCCAUUCUCACUCUAUGGGACUCUCCAGCGACCAAAAUAAAAACCCUGAGCCUGGUAUCUACAUUAUUUUCAUCUGUCUCAGUGCAGUAUUUCUCCUCAGAAUCAUGGUUUAUCUCUUCAUAUGGUUGGGGCUGCCUGUUUGUGGCCCGGGGAGCCUCAAAGAAUACAGAGAGCUAGCACGCAAGAAAGAUGUUGGCUACCAGCUCUCUAUUUGUGGCCUUUCCUUUCUCGGUAUCGCACUCAUGGUUUUCACAGCUUAUUUCGCUAUAAACGCAGUCCAGCGUGGUCGCGAAACAAGUGUUGCUAUCGACUGGGACUGCAAGGCGGUGCAUGUUACUCUGAGCCCCUGGAGAUUCUACUUCGAUGUGUGGUAUCAGUUACCAGUACGCGUGGUCCAAAUGUGGUUUAAUGUAUGA